Messenger RNA from Drosophila suzukii, 2802 nucleotides. It is a transcript of the gene S6kII, whose product is annotated as Ribosomal protein S6 kinase II. The record is from RefSeq and is a predicted model, not a curated record. Gene Ontology annotation, molecular function: protein serine/threonine kinase activity; magnesium ion binding; ATP binding. Lineage: Eukaryota; Metazoa; Arthropoda; Insecta; Diptera; Drosophilidae. Gene Ontology annotation, biological process: peptidyl-serine phosphorylation; intracellular signal transduction.
AUGCCGCUGGCCGAUUCCCAGAAGGAUCUCCGCCAGCAGCCUCAGCAGCAGCAGCAUGUGUCCUCCACCGGCAGCAACAACAUUGCGGAGCAGCAGAGCAGUAGUAGCAGCGGUUUGGGCCUGCAGCUACGACAGCGCAUGCAGAUUACCUCGUCCGGCUGUAGCAGCCUCGCGGUCACGCCCAUGGAGCACACGCCCACCGAGGACGAGGAGAGUGGUGGCGGUAGCAGCGGGGUCAACUCCUCGGUUACCACGGUGACCUCAUCGCAGCGUCGCCAGCAGCUGCAUCAAGUGCAACAGCAAUGUGCUUUGCAGGCGGCCCUGGAGCAGCAUCACAUCUCACCGGCAGCGGAACAGGAGUCUUCCAGAGAAAAACCAGUGCAUCAAACACUAUGCUCGCCGCCAGAACUCAUGGAGCUAAGUGAUUCCGAGUCCCAGGGAGGAAGAAGAGAAGGGGUAGUUGGAGGAGGAGCACCUGGCUCAGAAGACACCGAACCCCUAGAUGAUACAGAAAACGAAUUCGAGCUCAAAGAGGUCAUAAAAGAGGGUCACGACAAGGCCGAUCCCUCGCAAUUCGAACUCCUUCGAGUCCUGGGCGAAGGAAGUUUUGGGAAGGUGUUCCUGGUGCGAAAGGUCAUAGGGAAAGACGCGGGUACCCUGUACGCUAUGAAGGUGCUUAAGAAGGCCACCCUUAAAGUCAAGGACCGAGUGAGAAGUACCAAUGAACGCAAGAUCCUGGCCGACGUGGGGCAUGCCUUCAUCGUGCGCCUGCACUAUGCCUUUCAAACCCCCGGAAAACUCUACUUGAUAUUAGAUUUCCUUCGUGGCGGCGAUCUUUUCACUCGCCUGUCCAAAGAAGUAAUGUUUACGGAAGAGGACGUUAAGUUCUAUCUGGCGGAACUUGCGCUGGCCAUGAACCACCUGCACUCGCUAGGCAUCAUCUACAGGGAUCUGAAGCCGGAAAAUAUACUACUCGAUGAGCAUGGUCAUAUAGCGUUGACGGAUUUUGGUCUGUCCAAGCAGCCUUUGGAUGGAUCCAAAACCUACAGUUUUUGUGGAACCGUGGAAUACAUGGCACCGGAGAUUGUGAACAGAAAGGGACACGAUUUUGCCGCCGAUUGGUGGAGUUUCGGGGUGCUCAUGUACGAAAUGCUUACAGGGAAUUUACCUUUUCAUGGCCAAACGCGUCAGGAGACUAUGAAUCAAAUCCUAAGGAGUAAGUUGGGCAUGCCGGAAAAUCUAUCGCCAGAGGCGCAGUCCCUGCUGCGGGCUCUCUUCAAAAGAAAUCCUCAGAAUCGUUUGGGUGCGGGUGCCCAAGGAAUAUUGGACAUCAAGGCGCACUGCUUCUUCGCUACCAUCGAUUGGGUGAGAUUGGAACGAAAACAGGUGCGUCCGCCUUUUAUACCGGCGGUUAGCCGCGACGAUGCCUUCUACUUCGAUGUGGAGUACACCUCGAAGUCCCCUAGGGACUCACCGGGUGGUCCCAUCUCCGCAUCUGCGCAUGAAAUUUUUCGUGGCUUUAGCUUCGUGGCCCCUGUUCUCCUAGAAGGUCAAUGUGCCGGCUCGAAUAGCUGCUCUACCAGUGCCAGUCCACUACAUAAUAUAGCUCCUAUUCCUGCUGUUCCGACGGGUGCGCCCCGAACUUUACCCGGUGUCCUACCUGGAAACUUCCAUGCGGAGUAUAAUCUGCUCCAAGAACUAGGUCGGGGAACUUUCUCAGUUUGCCGGCUGUGCGAGCAUCGCGCCUCCAAAAAACAUUAUGCCGUAAAAGUAAUCGAAAAGGCCGCUGUGGCCGCCGCAUCCACGUCCGCCGAUUGCUGGGAGGAAGUAGAGAUUAUGUUAAGGUACGGCAACCACCCAAAUAUCGUCACUCUCUAUUCAGUUUACGAGGACGCGGGCUCCGCUUAUCUAGUAAUGGAGUUGCUGAAAGGCGGUGAGCUACUCGAUCGCAUACUGGCCGUGGGUCAGAUGUGCGAAAGCGAGGCGAGCGCCGUUUUAAGGACGAUUGCAUCCGCAGUAGCAUAUCUCCAUGAACAUGGCGUUGUCCAUCGAGAUCUGAAGCCCUCCAAUAUGAUAUAUGCAAGUAUGCGACAGACUCCCGAAACCCUGAAGCUCUGCGAUUUAGGCUUCGCUAAGCAGCUGCGCGCAGACAACGGACUCCUGAUGACGCCCUGUUACACAGCCAACUUUGUGGCGCCCGAGGUUUUGAAGAGGCAAGGUUACGACCUGGCCUGCGACAUCUGGUCGCUGGGCGUUCUUCUUUACAUCAUGUUAUCCGGUCGGACGCCAUUUGCCAGCACUCCAAACGAUUCGCCGGACGUGAUACUGAAGCGCAUCGGGUCGGGACACAUUGACUUUACCAGCAGUCGCUGGGCACUGGUCAGUGUGCCGGCCAAGGAACUGUUGCGCCAGAUGCUGCACAUAGUGCCGGAGAAUCGGCCGACGGCGGCGCAAAUUCUAGAUCAUGCCUGGCUGCGGGAACAAUUUGCCAAUGGUGUGCAGCUUACAGAGUAUGCCGUGGCUCCCGGAUUACAGCUUUCGCUAUGCGCCCAACAGCAGCAACAGAAUCACAUUUCGAUGGCUUUAAGGGGAGCUGUAGAUGCCACGUUUCGGGCCAUUGCCAUACCGCAGGCGGCCAAUGUGGGACCUGUAGAACUUUCGAUGUUAGCCAAGAGGCGAGCCAAAGAUAGAGCUAACCUGCACUCCUAAUCCUGGGCCGCAGCAUGGUGUCCGCGGCGCCAGGCCAAAAGGCAGAUAAUCAGGCUGGUUUUCCGACUCUAUAGUAUUCUAAUCCAAUGCUGC